UAGUUGGGUGCAGGAUGUCCCUCUAAAGAAAAGAAAGGAAAAAAAAAAAAAGAAAACUCUCCUCCAGAAGAGCAGCAGAGGCGAGACAAGCAAGAAGGACUGCAAGAGACCAACUUCUAAAGACUCCCAGAAGAGUUUUUAAAAAACAAAAUGGGUUUUGUGUCGAUUUUUAGCAGGGCCGGGAUUGUCUUCAGUGUGUUUUUGUUGCACUUUGUCCACUUUAAAGCAACAUCUGCAGCCCCUUCUCCUAUUAUCCGAUUCCCUGGAGAUGAUACCCCCAGAACAGACAAAGAAGUCGCACUGCGCUACCUGAACAAGUUUUACGGGUGCCCUCAAGACAGAUGUAACCUGAUGGUGCUGAAGGACACCCUAAAGAAAAUGCAAAAGUUUUUCUCCCUGCAAGAAACCGGCGAGAUCGAUGCCAAGACUGUUGAGACCAUGAAAAAGCCCCGCUGUGGCGUUCCAGAUGUGGCCAAUUACAACUUCUUCCACAGGAAACCAAUGUGGCAGAAGAAUGACGUCACUUACAGAAUCCUGGGCUACAGUCCUGAUCUGGACGAGGAAGUCAUCAACGACGCCUUCUUCCGAGCCUUCAAAGUGUGGAGUGACGUCACGCCGCUUUCGUUCACCCGUCUCAUGGACGGCGAGGCUGAUAUCAUGGUCAAUUUUGGACGCAACGAACACGGUGAUGGUUACCCGUUUGAUGGCAAAGACGGCCUCUUGGCUCACGCUUUCGCCCCUGGACCGGGAAUAGGCGGCGACUCCCACUUUGACGAUGAUGAGCAGUGGACUUUGGGAGACGGCCAAGUGGUGAAGGUGAAGUUCGGCAACGCGGAUGGAGAGUUCUGCAAGUUCCCCUUCCUGUUCAUGGGCACCGAGUACAACAGCUGCACGUCUCAAGGUCGCGACGAUGGAUUCCUGUGGUGCUCCACCUCCUACAACUUUGAUGACGAUGGCAAAUACGGCUUCUGUCCUCAUGAACUUCUGUUCACCCUGGGCGGAAACGGCGACGGCGCACCAUGUAAAUUCCCCUUCACCUUCCAGGGCGAGAAGUACGACGGCUGCACCACAUCUGGCAGAGACGACGGCUACCGUUGGUGCUCCACCACCGAGGACUAUGACCAGGACAAAACCUUUGGUUUCUGCCCUGAGACCGCCAUGUCAACAGUCGGAGGAAACGGCGAGGGCAGUCCAUGCGUCUUCCCCUUCACCUUCUUGGGAGACACCUAUGACUCGUGCACCUCAUCCGGGCGCAGCGAUGGCAAGAUGUGGUGCGCUACUACCAAGAGCUACGACGACGACCGCAAGUGGGGUUUCUGUCCAGACCAAGGCUACAGUUUAUUCCUGGUGGCUGCUCACGAGUUCGGUCACGCCCUCGGCUUGGAGCACUCUCAAGACCCUGGUGCACUGAUGGCUCCGGUCUACACCUUCACCAAAGACUUCAGACUUUCCAGCGAUGAUAUCAAGGGCAUCCAGGAGCUUUACGGUGUUCCUACGGACAAACCCAUGCCUCCAACCCAGGGACCUGUUACCCCUAUGGACAUCUGUAAAGAACCUGUUGUCUUUGAUGCUGUAGCACAAAUUAGAGGAGAGACCUUCUUCUUCAAGGACCGGUUCUUGUUCAGGUCGGUCAACUUCAGAGGCAAGCCCAGUGGACCCAUGCUGGUGGCCACCUACUGGCCAGACCUGCCGAGCAAGAUCAACGCUGCCUAUGAGAACCCAUUGGAGGAGAAGACGGUCUUCUUCUCAGGCAAUGAGAUGUGGGUCUACAAGGCCGACGAGUUGCAGAAGGGCUACCCCAAAAGGCUGAGCAGCCUUGGCCUGCCAAGCGACGUGGAGCAGAUCGACGCCGCCUUCAGCUUUAGGAAGAACAAGAAGACCUACCUCUUUUCCGGCGACAACUUUUGGAGAUAUGAUGAAAACACAAAAGCGAUGGACAGCGGAUUCCCCAAACUUAUUGCUGAAUCCUGGAAUGGCAUCCCAGAUAACGUUGACGCUGCCUUCAGUCUCCACGAAAUUGAUUACAGCUACUUCUUCAAAGGCCAACACUAUUUCAAACUGGAGGACAGCAGCUUGAAGAUCGUGAAGUUGGGUGAAAUCACAAAGGACUGGCUCGGCUGUUGAGCGCCUCUCGAAAAAAGUAUCCGGCUACUCCCUGUGAUGAGGACUUUACCACGCUAUCGUACUCGACUUUGGACUUAUUUACACCGUGAUACUCAUCGACUUGAUGUUCCACGUGUUUAUUUCGAUUCACAUUUACUAUACAAUGUACUCAUAUUUUGUUGUUGUUGUAUUGUUGUCUAGUUGUAUUGUAGUUUUGAACAAAGACAUCAGGUAUGUCCACACUGCAUUGACCACAGUGCUAGAUUGUGCUGUGAGAGGAGGUUGUUAUGAACAGUAAAAGGAAUUCAUGUAGGUGAGGUGUGUAAAGUAGUGUUUUUAUUUUUAAAUGUAUGUUUUUUUAUUAGUUAAUUUGCUCAUAGUUGUGCAAUACAUUUGAAAAAAUGACUUUUGCACAAUCUCUUUGACCGAAUAUGGUGCUUUCGAAACUUUUUUCUGAAGAAAAUGCACACAAUCGGGUGUCAAAUGAAUGGAAAUCAUUACUGUGUAGUUUUAGAUGACGUAUUUUAUUUUGGCACCCAUUUGUAAGUAUAUGCAUUUUGUAUUAUGUUCAUCUGACAAUGUCCAAGACAUUUUUUUUUACAUAUUUUCCUCUCAGUGAGCACUUUUGCAGGAGCUUUGUUUUAUUUUUGACUUAUGGUGAAGAGAGAAGGCACAGGUUGCCUCUUGAGGUUGUGUAGGUUUGAGUACUGCAGUAGUGUUACUAAAAACAUCUUUUUUUCUCCUCUAAAAGUUGUCUAUUAUUUUUUUGUUUGUUGUUUGUAAUGCUUGUGCACUUUGUUACUGUCAGCAAUAAAGAUGGUCAUUAUAACAUAA
Molecule: messenger RNA, 2937 nt
Organism: Nerophis ophidion (straightnose pipefish)
Lineage: Eukaryota; Metazoa; Chordata; Actinopteri; Syngnathiformes; Syngnathidae
Gene: mmp2
Product: matrix metallopeptidase 2
Exons: 13
Coding region: 151-2124 (657 amino acids)
Biological process (GO): collagen catabolic process; response to hypoxia; tissue remodeling
Cellular component (GO): extracellular matrix
Molecular function (GO): metalloendopeptidase activity; zinc ion binding
Source: RefSeq, a predicted model, not a curated record